Didymodactylos carnosus is the source of this 1203-nucleotide messenger RNA. NCBI's taxonomy places the organism in Eukaryota, Metazoa, Rotifera, Eurotatoria, Philodinida, Philodinidae. The record is from the annotation of a GenBank genome assembly.
UAUUUCAUAAACAUAACGUGUUAUUUAAAUGACACCUAGUCACAAACUUGACAUAGAAUGUAAAUGCUACCACGGCUAUAAUUCAGUUUUUAGAAGCAAAAUUCUUGCAAAAACUGCAGUAAAUCAUUGUGUAGCAUUUUCGAUUGAAAUCUGCUUAAAUUAAAGUGUUAUCGAAGUAUCAACAUCAGCAAUUACAAAAAUUUUGCCGAAAUGUUUUUCAAACAAUCGGCCAACUUCUCUUGUGCGCACAAAAAAUUCUUCCACUAUCUGCAAGAGCCCGCCUGGUUUAGCAAAACCGUCAACUCCGCAAAGAGUAGAACUAGGAGGCUAAAAAUAUCAAAUUUUGUCUGAUCUCAUUUACGAAUCUCUGGUUAGAUGGAUAUGAUGAAUUAAGCAUUUGUGAGCAUUUGCAAAAUCUUAUUGAUUCUCUAAUGAAAUCUCCGUAUCAAAUAUUAACAUCUCGUCCGUAUAAUACAGAUUAUCUUAAAUAUGAUGCUCAAAUGGAAAUAAUCGGUUUUACGAAUGAUAACAUUGAAAAAUACGUAAACAACUUCUUUACUUCAAAUGAACCACAGAAAUCGAAACAAUUACUAACAUUUUUGGAAUCAAAACCAAGUAUAUACGGUAUUGGUCAUAUACCAAUUACAUUAGAACUAAUAUGUAGUGCAUACGGAGAAGAAAAUAAACAACACGCAAUAACUAGCGGGACAACAAUCACAAUAACAAGUGUUUAUAGUAAGAUAAUUGAAUGGUUGUGUAGAAGAUACUUGGAAAAGUUUUGUAACUGCGAUAAACGCCAUUUGAAUUUGAAAGAUAACAGUGAAGUUAUAGAAGAUUGCAGUGAGAUAUUAGACGUGAUAGGAAGUAUUGCUUUUCAAGCAAUGGAAAAGAGCAGUUUAAUUCUUGAUAAGACAUUAAUUGAGAAAGAAUUGAGAAAAGUUAGUCCAAAAAGACCGUCUGAAUUGAGAAAGAAAUUACUUAAUAUCGGUGUCGUAAAAUCGCUAACAGCAGAUGAUGACAGUACUAAUGUUGAAGCUGCUAAAGAUUAUUAUUUUAUUCACCUGAGUUUUCAAGAACUUUUUGCAGCACGGUAUUUGAUUAACGCUCUCCAAAAUCCUAAACGCAAAUGUUAAUGAUGUGCGAGUCUAUUCUGCUGCGUUCUUGUUUUCACGUUCUAUGUUGCAGCACUUGAGUGCUGAUGCG